Messenger RNA from Capsaspora owczarzaki ATCC 30864, 1259 nucleotides. Its product is annotated as GTP-binding protein alpha subunit. Lineage: Eukaryota; Filasterea; Ministeriida; Capsasporidae. Bases 98 to 1162 code for a protein of 354 amino acids. Gene Ontology annotation, biological process: adenylate cyclase-modulating G protein-coupled receptor signaling pathway; Rho protein signal transduction. Gene Ontology annotation, molecular function: GTPase activity; G protein-coupled receptor binding; guanyl nucleotide binding. The transcript is spliced from 7 exons. The record is from RefSeq and is a predicted model, not a curated record. Gene Ontology annotation, cellular component: heterotrimeric G-protein complex.
UUCAAUUCUUGGCUUUCUUCUCUCUCUCUUUAAGGAUCCGAAUUGACCCCCGCCGCUGUUGCUUGCCAUCAUUACUACUACGCUAGUCACGCCCAAAAUGCCCCUGCCGUGUUGUAUGAGCGCUGAAGAGCGCGAGGCACAGCAGCAAGACGCCGACAUUGCGAAACAGUUGCGGACGGAACGCGAGCUUGUCAAGCGCGAAAUCAAGCUGCUGCUCCUCGGCGCCGGAGAGUCCGGGAAGAGCACGUUCGUCAAGCAGAUGCGAAUCAUUCAUGGCGAAGGUUUCAACGCCAAGGAUUGCCUGGAAUACAAACACUUGGUGUUCCAGAACAUUCUACGAUCAACACAAGCACUGGUUGGCGCCAUGGUCGAUCUGCGCAUUGCCUUUGAAAAUGAAGACCUGAAGGACUCUGCAAAGCGCAUCGCUCUACUCGAUGCUGCACAGUACAAGUCGUUCCGAGAAGACGCAGCCUUUUUGAAGGCGUUCUGGGCCGAUAUUGGCGUGCAACGCUGCUUUCGACGCUCACGAGAAUUCCAACUUACCGACUCGACCAAAUACUAUUUCGACAGCAUAGACCGCAUCGCCGAGGCGGAUUACGUUCCGACCAUUCAAGACGUCCUGCGGGUGCGUGUGCCGACAUCGGGCAUUGUCGAAAACCAGUUUGAGAUUAGCAAAUCCAUCUUCCGCAUCAUUGACGUGGGAGGGCAACGAUCGGAACGACGGAAAUGGAUUCAUUGCUUUGAAAACGUAGCAUCAAUCAUCUUUCUAGUCUCCUUGUCCGAAUACGACCAGCAACUCUUUGAAGAGGAGACACAGAAUCGGUUAAAGGAGAGUCUGCGAUUAUUCGACAACAUUGUCAACUACCGAUGGUUUUCGAAAACAUCCAUCAUUUUGUUCUUGAACAAGACUGACAUUUUUGACGAGAAAAUUCGCUAUUCCAACCUCCGAGACUACUUCCCAGAAUACGAUGGUGCUGAUCAGGACGGGAACCAUGCUCGUGAAUUCAUCUUGACCAAGUUUGCCGACCUCAACCGUAUGGACGGCAAAGCGUUGUACCCGCACUUUACCUGCGCAACCGACACGGAAAACAUUCGCUUUGUCUUCAUGUCCGUUAAAGACACGAUUCUCCAACAGAAUCUCAAGGAUUAUGGGUUGAUGUGAACUCAUGCUGUAUUUUCUUAUGCACCCUCGUGCAGCUUUCCGCAUUGGAAUUUGUGGUUUCGUUUGGAUGUUGUUAAUUUAAGACAAUUCAGGACAA